AUGACUAUAGAAGAAGCCAAAGCAACUUUUAUGGAAAUGGCAAAAAAUUGUGCAGCUGAAACCGGAGCAACUCCAGAGGAAAUUGCAGAAUUAAAAUCCCACGAAGUUCCAGAAAUGCGAGGAACAAAAUGUUUGGCAGCUUGUAUAUACAAAGGCGUCGGAAUAAUUAAAGGUGGUAAAUACAGUGCUGAAGGAUUAUUAAAUGCAGGCAAAAUGGUGUACGAUGAAGGAUCUCCUCAAUUUGAAAAGAUAAAAGAAAUAUCAAUGGCUUGUGAUGCAGAAGUUUCCGGAUCCGACGAAUGUGAAGUUGCAGCAAGUGCAAUUGCAUGCGAAUUGCCCAAAAUAAAGGCGGCAGGAUUUGAAAUUCCGGCUGCUAUGUCAGAAGCUGAAACCAAAGCUCUUUUGUAG
Messenger RNA from Ctenocephalides felis (cat flea), 408 nucleotides. RefSeq names its product general odorant-binding protein 19d-like. Gene Ontology annotation, molecular function: odorant binding. The record is from RefSeq and is a predicted model, not a curated record. Bases 1 to 408 code for a protein of 135 amino acids. The transcript has 5 exons. Lineage: Eukaryota; Metazoa; Arthropoda; Insecta; Siphonaptera; Pulicidae.